AUGAGCCCAAGACCAUCUUUAUCUAAGGACCGCAGCCCGGAACCUCCGCGGUCGGCGGGAGUUGCGCCGACCUUCCCCCUGAAGCCCAGGAGCCCCGCGCGGGGAGGAAAGGAGCCCAAGAAGCGCAACGAGCGCGCGGGGAAGGGCUUCAAGGGCGGCCCGCAGAACGCGCUGUUCAUUCCUCCUCCCAUCCGUGGUUCUCUCAGCACCCCCCUCUCAUUCCCACCACCUUCCCGCUUCACCUUCCCACAGCCACAGAACCAGCGCCAAAGGCUCAUGCAGACGCUACAGCACCCUCAGGUGUUAUCCCAGGUGCCACAGUCACCACAGGCGCUACAGCACCCGCAACUGCUGUCUCAUGCGCUGCAACAGCCGCAGGUGCUCUCCCAUGCUCUGCAGCAACAACUGCAGGCGCUACAGCAGCACUCACCCGCGCUACAGCACCCUCAGUCGCUACAGCAAUCACAGGCGCUUCAACACUCUCAGGUGUUUUUACAAGCGCUGCAACAGCCACAGGUGCUCCAACAUACGCUACAGCAGCCAGAGUUUCUGUCACCACCGCUACAACCGCCACAGUCGUCAAUGUGUGUGCUACAGCCGUCCACUGAAAUGGCUGGACUCACGGGAAGCGGAGGUGGGGCACUCCAAGAUCCGCUCCACUCUAUGCUGCCAACACAGCCGCUACAGCCGCUACAGCUGCCACAGCUGCUGCCACGGCCGCUGGCACAGGUGAUACUACAGCCGCCCCAGUCACAGGCACAUGCGCUACAGCCGUCACAGCUGCUGACAGAGGCGCCACUACUGUCUCGAUUGCAGGAACGUCCCACGCUACAGCCGCCACAGACGCUACAGCCGCCACAGGCGCUACAACUACCACAGCUGCCGGCUCAGGUGCCAUUUCCGCCCCUGGGUUUGCCGAUAUCGCCCGGCCUUCAGGACAUGCUGAUUGGCCGAGAGAUUGCACGCCUGUUGGGGGAACCCACCGACGGAAAGCAGAGUAGGGCGUCAAGGGACGGCUGGCCUGUUACUGGGUGGUUCUUCUACAGUCCGGUUUGA
Closterium sp. Naga37s-1 is the source of this 1056-nucleotide messenger RNA. The record is from the annotation of a GenBank genome assembly. Lineage: Eukaryota; Viridiplantae; Streptophyta; Zygnematophyceae; Desmidiales; Closteriaceae.